AUGGUGGAAAUGACGUCCUGUCGAGGGGCCAUCGUGGCUAUUGAGGGCCCCAAAACGGUCGUCUCUACUCAGCUACGGCUCCUCCCAGCGAACUCGCAGAUAUUGAUUCUUCCUGCACUGGACACCUACAUACCGACUCCGGCUUCCUUUCUCGACGUCUUCGACCCUGUCCAGUACCUCAGGCAAAUCAACACCGCCAUGAAACGACGGCAUCGCGAUGCGCAAACGUUUCUGCAACGCAGCAGUGCGGAGGAGGGCAGCCGUCGCCUGGUCUUUCUGGAGGGCGGUGCGGCCAGUGCCCAUGCGCUAUGUCUCAAAGCUUUGAUGCACCACGAAACAGCGGGCGACCGCGGGGCCGCAGAAGCUGUGCUUGGUCGCCUCAUUCGUCAUGGCCUCGCCGGUCUUGCAAAGGCCGGCCAGGAGCGUCACCAUUCAGAGCCCAUCUACUACGCCGCCGGCCUCGGAGAUGAGGACGAGUCGUCGGACCCCAGCACGCGGGCGAUGCGGGCCGCCGAUGCCCUGGACCGCCAGACGGCCAAUCUGCAGGUGUCGAAUGAGCUGGAUCUCACAAUACGUCGCUCGUCGAGCCUGCCGCUCUACGGCUACGCCGACACGCCGUCUGGGGACGCAGCGCCGUUUCUCGUCUUUGGGCAGUCGUCGCUCGACGACUGCACGCCCACGACGGAGCGGCUGGCCAAGUCACCAUUUCACGAAACGCCGCGUUUCUCAGUGGUGCAGUAUGAUCAGCACGGGGAUAUGCCGCCGGUUUUUGGCUUUGACGAUUUCCCCACAGCCAGGUCCUUUUCCACGCUGGAGGGCGGCGUCAACACGUCGCAGAGCGACAGCACCGUCACCGCCGGCACCCACCGCCGCCUGGCCAGCGACACAAUCUCCCCAAUGUCGGACGCGUUUAGCAUGCGCUCCUCCCUCGGCAAGGUGGAAUACGGGCGAGCGUCGCUGCUGGACAUGCGGACGUCUGUGCGUGGGGAUGGGUUCAUGGGCGUCAAAGCGGUGGGUAGAAGCACCGCCACGCAUAAGCCCAAGCUCAGCGAGCCGAGCAUUGAUGAAACAACACCACCUGAAUAUAAUAAUACCCCAGCGCGCCAAUUCACUGAGAAUCUGGCGUCGACACCAAAAAAUUCAUCGUCGACGGCCGACACCAUGCCGUCUACCCUAACGCGUGUGCCGUCCACGAUGAAUCGUCCUAGAACCAUUCUCGUCAAGCGCACACGGCCCGUCAUCAAGCUACAGCCUGUGCCCAGCGGCAAGAAGCGUCGCUGGCAGCAAGGCAAGUCUACAUACAUUGACGACGAUGGCGAUGCACCUACCAGCAAGCCCCACGAGUCGUCGGACUCGGAGGAGUAUGAGCCCAUCUUCCCUCGCAUGGAAGACUUGGUUCUGUAUCUUAGAUCGGAUCUUACACCACAGCCUCUGCUUGAGUCGGCCCUCAACGCCAUGCGCGAAGAGUACAUGCGCAAGUCGUCGUGCCUGUCUCCAAGCUCCAGCGUCAGCACGGUCAGCACGGGAUCGCUCAAGUCGCUCUCGCAGACCGAUGACGACGGGACCGCGGAUCUCACCACGCCCGAGACGGCAGGCACCGAGCAGGACCCCGAGGAGCAGGGAACGCCAAAGACGGCUGUCAAGAUGGCCGCCGAGGCACUGCCCAGCAUGGACGACUACGAUCCCUUUGCCUACAUCAAUCCCGUCUACGGGGCGGCCCAGCCCAGCAAAGUCUCCGAGCCCACCGUCACCAUCUUGCGUCCCCCUACGCCGGCGCAGACGCCGCCACCCAACGAAGGCGUGGAGGCUGACUCGCAAGAAGUCGUCGCCCCCGAAGAGCGUCCAAAGCAACUCGAGCCGGAUACGGAAAAGGAAGUGAUUGAGGAGCUCGAUAGCACGAUUCACGAAAUCGACGUCGAGCCAAAGCAGCCGCCCAUUGGCGUGCAAAACUCGAUCCGCGCCGUCCUCCGCCAGCGCUAUCCAGUCGCCACCGCCGCUCCGGCGUCUGGAGGCUACACGCCGCAGUUCCAGUUCCCGCAGCUGCUGCCGAGCAGCAGAAGCAAGGACGAUGACGACGAUGACAGCCUCUGGCGGCCCAUCUUCCGCAGUCGCAAGACGAGCAGCUUGCCUGCCGGUGGCGGCCACCAACUCAAGCAGAUUCUCGCGAUUGGUCUUCAGAGUGGCGUGAAGCGCGAGUACGCGGCGCGUGUCAUCGGCCAGAUUGAGAGGUUUGGCACAGAGCCGACUGGUUCAGCUCGCUGCACCCGCCUAGACUUUCGAUAUCUGCUCGCCAACACGAUGCAGGCCUUUACAGCCCGGCCGCUGGCGUCGCAGACGGCCGAGAACCCUUUCACCAGCCCGCCCCUGCUGGCGACGCUGAUGCUGCCGCACCUCGAGACAUAUCUCGCCGUGCACGCCGACAUUCGCUUCCUGAUCCUCGAGUACCCGCCCGAGCACCUGGCCACCGUCGUCGCCAUCCAGAAGCUGGCGGGCGUGGACCUGGUCAAGAUUGCGCAGCUCGUCGACGCCCGCAGCAAGCCCGAGAGCCUGCCGUUUCGCCACGUCCGCGAGGGCUCCGUCAGCAGCGGCAGCGUCGUGUCCGCCGCCUCGUGCUCGGGCAGCGGUGGCUCGUCGACGUCUGUCUACUCGAAGCGCUCCUCGUCGCUGUCCAGCCGGUCAACGUACGGCGACCUCAGCAAGGCCAAGGCCAACUUUCUGCUCACGUCCGAGGCGUCGGACAAGGACAUUGGCGACUUUGUGGCUGCUGUUUGGAAUCUGCCCGUGGCUCAAAGACCGCAGUCUGCGCCAGAGGGCAUACCUGCGAGCUCGCUGCCUAUGCGCGAGCCUCAGUCCCUUGCUCCAGUGUCGUCACCAUCCGAUUCAUCAGCCGAGCAGAAGCAGAAGACGCCCAUCAAACGCAAGGCCAAGCCCGCGCCGCUCCGCGUGAGCGCUCUGUCUGCCUUUCCCAAGACGACGGGCCCGCAGAGUCCCCUGUCACCCUCGGCCAACAUCUUAUCCGUGCUCGCGCCGCCCCCACCGUCCAGCAUGACGACGCCGCCCACCUCGAGCAAGCCCAUGACGCUUAGGACCAUUACUACUGACGACUUUUACACCACGUCCCCGUCGCCGGCACCACGUACGCCCAGCCCCGAAGCAGCAGCAGCAGCGCCAGCAGCUGGCGGCCAGCACGGCGCGAUGCGCGUGAGCGCCGUCGGAGGAAGCAACAGCAGCGGCAGCAACCUCACCAGCGCCACCAGCACUCUCCGGCGGCAGCCGAGCAAUAGCACCAUGCGCACGACCAACAGCACCUUUUCGACAGCGUCCAGGGCCACGACGACGCACAUUGCGUACAUGCGACGGAUGCCGCCGACACCACAGUCGGGCCGUGCAUUCAGCCCGCCGUCGACAUCGUCGCUGCUUCCGCCGGUGCCGCGCUUCCUCGACACGCCGUCCAUUGCGGGCUCGACGCUCAUGCACAGCCCCGUCGGGUUCGGCGACGACGGCGCGUCCAUCAUGACGUUUGACCCGGCCGAGGACAGCGACUACGACCAGGAGGAAGCGCGGCUCAUGCCCCUGUUUGGCAAGAAGCAGCGGCGCACCAAGCCGGGCACCCAAAAGGCGCUCAAGGUGUUGGGUAUGAUGGCAUGA
This is a messenger RNA of Akanthomyces muscarius, 3648 nucleotides long. RefSeq lists its product as uncharacterized. The record is from RefSeq and is a predicted model, not a curated record. Bases 1 to 3648 code for a protein of 1215 amino acids. The transcript has 2 exons. Lineage: Eukaryota; Fungi; Ascomycota; Sordariomycetes; Hypocreales; Cordycipitaceae.